Papilio xuthus (Asian swallowtail) is the source of this 757-nucleotide messenger RNA. Its product is annotated as calexcitin-2-like. NCBI's taxonomy places the organism in Eukaryota, Metazoa, Arthropoda, Insecta, Lepidoptera, Papilionidae. The record is from RefSeq and is a predicted model, not a curated record. The transcript has a single exon. Bases 49 to 597 code for a protein of 182 amino acids. Gene Ontology annotation, molecular function: calcium ion binding.
CUGUUCAUUUCGCGUUACGUACAAAAACAAUCACAAAUCACAUUCAAAAUGGUGUCCGACUUCAGAAGGAAAAAGUUGUUGUUCAUGUUUAAGUUCUUGGACAAAGACGGCAGCGGCUCCAUCGAUAAGAAGGACUUCGAGCUGGCAGCGGAAAAUGCGGCGAAACAGCGAGGAUGGAAAGAGGGAGAUGCCUUAUAUAAGGAGUGCUUUGACACCAUCGACAUGGUGUGGGAUGCCUUGCAAAAGGUGGGAGACUCGAACAGUGAUGGUCAAGUGAGUGCGGACGAAUGGGUCACAAUGUGGGACACAGUCAGCAAGAGCAAAGCAGAUCAAGACUGGUUUGACAAAUACUGCAAAUUCAUCUUCAAAAUGCAAGACUUGAACGGCGAUGGAUUUAUCGACGUCGAUGAUUUUGUAAAUGGCAGCACAAAAUCUGGUAACACCAAGGAAAAUGCUUUAGAAGCGUUCCAGAAACUAGCGCAAGGCAAGUCACAAAUCUCCUUGACAGACUUCCAAAAAUUGUGGAAUGAGUAUUUCACAACUGAAGAUCCUAAUGCGCCAGGAAACUUCAUCACCGGUAGGCCUAGCUUGGAUUAGUGAUAUUUUUUGUUCGUUUGUAUAACUGUUUGUAUUGUAAUAACAUAUGAAAGUAUUUAUUAUUAAAUGUGAUACGCCUCGUGCCUUUUAAAUAUGCAGUUAAAUGCAUUUUCAUAUUUUUAUAGCGUGUUUGUAAACAUGUUUUUGAAGUUGUAAUUAA